Messenger RNA from Emiliania huxleyi CCMP1516, 1034 nucleotides. RefSeq lists its product as hypothetical. Gene Ontology annotation, biological process: peptidyl-proline hydroxylation to 4-hydroxy-L-proline. Gene Ontology annotation, molecular function: procollagen-proline 4-dioxygenase activity; L-ascorbic acid binding; iron ion binding. The record is from RefSeq and is a predicted model, not a curated record. The coding region runs from base 24 to 818 and encodes 264 amino acids. NCBI's taxonomy places the organism in Eukaryota, Haptophyta, Isochrysidales, Noelaerhabdaceae. The transcript has a single exon. Gene Ontology annotation, cellular component: endoplasmic reticulum.
CAGACUUCACCCGCGCGUCCAACAUGGUCGGCGUCGUCACUCAUGCGCCUGGGCGCAUCUUGACUCUACCUGGUGCUUUCACAACCGAGGAGUGUGCUGCUCUCAUCGCCGAGGCGGAGGAUGCGGGCUUCAAGCCGUCCGCCAAGUCGGGUGGCGGGCAUGGACAGGUGGCAACGACUGGCGCCCGCACCUCGCAGUUCCGUGUCGUCGACAAUCAGAAGCUCGCCAAUCUGCUCUGGGAUCGCGUCAAGACGGCUGUGCCGGCCGACCUGCACGGGAUCAAGCCCGUGCCAUACAUGCCCAACCAGGCCACGCGAGGCGACGAGUACAGUGCCGUCGGGUGCAACCCGCACCUGCGCUUCUACAAAUACGACCCGGGACAAUUUGUGCUGAAGCACGACGACUAUCGCAUGUCGCGCUUCCGGGUUGACCCGGCGACGGGCGAGCACUAUGAGCAGAUGACCUUUCUGACGGUGCUCAUCUACCUGAACGACGAGUUUGCCGAUGGGCGGACCAAGUUCUGGACCCAGUAUGCGACCACCGACAGCAAGGGCCACUGCCGCUUCAUUCGCGAUGUCGAUUUCACCGAGGCGGACCUCGCCAUCAAGCCAGUGACUGGCAUGGCACUCGUUAACGACCACAUGGUGCAGCAUGAGGGUGAGGCGCCGCAGAAGGGCACCAAGUACAUCAUGCGCUCCGACAUUGUCCACGAGCGCCCCGUCCCCGCCGCUCGCGUCGCGGAGAAGUUUAAGAAGGGCCAGCUCUUUGGCGAGUGGACGCGCCACUACGAGCCCUCGUGCCUGCACUACACCGAGUAGCAGGUGCGAUGCCAAAGCGUGCGCACGAAUCCGGUGAAACGCCGGCGCCCCCGAAGGAUUCCCAGGUGUGCGGCGCACGCAAGCGGCUCCUGAGUGAAGUCGGAGGCAGUGAUGACACGUUGAAGGACCAGCUGAAGCGUGCACGUGUUCGCCGUGCAGCAACUGAAGGAACCAGAUUGCAGUAGGGUGUAAUGCCCACAGCCGAGCUUGAAGGCC